Messenger RNA from Drosophila guanche, 570 nucleotides. RefSeq lists its product as uncharacterized. The record is from RefSeq and is a predicted model, not a curated record. Bases 218 to 550 code for a protein of 110 amino acids. The transcript is spliced from 4 exons. Lineage: Eukaryota; Metazoa; Arthropoda; Insecta; Diptera; Drosophilidae.
AAUAUAACGGAACAAUUCAGUGAAGUGAAAAGGUUGUGUUCUUUUAAACAAAUAUACAUUUAUUUUUUUGGCGAUAGAACAUGUUCGGUUGCUAAGUGUAUACGGCUGUGUUCUUACCGGUUAAAACUACAAGUGCAGUUUGUUAUGAAUUUGAAAUAUGUUCUUUAUAAUAUAAAUUGCUCAGUCAAUACCAAGUGCACCACAUUCAACGUUGCCAAUGUUUGUACAUAUGUACAAUUCUAAUUCUAGAAAUAUGGCUGCUGGAACGCGAUGUCUCGCCCGGCGUCGGCCAUCUUUGGAAAAUAACUGUAAAGUUAUCCACAUUUUUGUUCUUGAAGGUGGAGUGGUAUUUUACUGUGAAAAUAUUCGAUUUAGGAGCUCGGCAUGUAUGGCGAUUAAAACCUGCGAUCCGUUUCAGCCCAUGUGUGCAACCUCCAAAAACGACCAUCAGUUUUUCUACAGCCAGUGCGAAAUGGUUCGUGACACCUGUCUAACCGGUAAGGAUUGGAAAUCGGACUUCUUAAGCCAUUGCAACGUCAGAAAGCUUUAGCAAGAUAAACAUAUAUGUAU